Messenger RNA from Anas platyrhynchos (mallard), 7948 nucleotides. The record is from RefSeq and is a predicted model, not a curated record. Lineage: Eukaryota; Metazoa; Chordata; Aves; Anseriformes; Anatidae.
ACUCCUGCCGCCAUUUGGCAACGCCACCACAACCCCUCGGCACCUCCAGCCGGCCCCGGAGAGCUACGGGGGGGGAGCGGGGCGAAGCCAAGCGGCGUGGCCUCCACCCGGACCGCCCCCGUCCCCGUCCCCGGCUUCGGAGCCUCCCUCGGGGGUUCGGCGGUGGCUGUGGCCGGCGAGGCGUUGAGGGCCGUGGCGGUGCCCUGCGAGGAGGGCGAGGGACACGGGGCUGCAGGGGGAGUGAGGCGGGGAGGUGCGGGGCCGCUGCCUCCAUCCCCCUCCCGGUGCUGCCGGGGCCGGGGGGUGGCGGCGGUGUCGCCCCGCUGAGGUGAGGGCUGAGGCGGGAAGAAGGGGUGGCCGCCUGCGGGGCCGGGGUGGCCGGCGUGAGGGUAGGGGUGUGCAGGUGAGUGGGUGCUGUGGGCUCGGUGGUGGCUUCUCCAGGGUGCUGCCAUGCUGCAGUUAAGGUCGGGGAAGGUGGUGGCUGGUGGUGAGGCGGCGGAGAGGGUGGCUGCCAGGCUGAGUGCUGUGGGUGCAGGGGUAGGGGGUGAGCCCAGGGAGGUGUUGGUAGGCAAGAAGAGCUCUCGCCUGGCACUAAAGAGAGGAGCCGAGCAGUCCUUACCAUCAUCUGCACGCCCUGCUGUGCUGGCUGGAGUUUGCCCUGAGCGGCGUGCUCUUCUGUUGCCCAUGCAGAAGGAGCAAGUUGAGAGUCAGAGACUCCCCGGUAAGAAAAAACAGGGGAUCCAGUGCAGGGUGGCAUUGCCAAGUGAGAAGGGUGUCACCAUGCAGGUACCCCACACAGCCGUAUGCGAAAAUCGGGUGGCAGGAACCUGCUGGGAAAAGACUGGAAGCAGAAGGAUGGGACAGGGUCAACAGCCAUUUCUCUCACAAAUUACCCUGCAGAAGAAAGUCUCAGCAGAGACCGGUAGCCCAGAAGGGCUGAACCUCUCAGGUUUCCCAGAGGGUUUGAGGAGCCCAGGAAAAAAAUGCAAACGUUCCUAUAUGGAACUGAAAUUACAGAUCCCAACCUCGGAGGAGGAGCUUGACAGCACAGAGAGUAUUAUCCCAUGUUUGCCAGAAGCAGAGGUGCUGCAGCCUAGGAACAGGGCAUGUAGUACUGGAAUUAAAGGCAUUGGCUCCUUAAUGAUACUGAAACUGCAAAUCCCAGAUCUUAAAAAGAGUUUGGGGAAGGAGGAAUCGUCCUUGUCUGAACCUCAACCUUGGGAAGUGGUAGAUAACACAGGGAAGAUGAAUCUGUGUUCUUUAAAAGGUUCAGAAAAGACCAAGGAACAAGGAAAUAAAUGCUUGAGAAAGAAAAGCAGUACAUCUUUGGUGAAAUCAAAACUACAAGAACCAAGAAAGAGAGGUGGAUCUGCCUUGGUAGAACUCCAUACAAAGUGUCUGGAGUCCAAGAAGAGGGCUCUGAGUCCGAAGAACAGGGACUUGCUGCACGUACAGGGUGUAAGUGGCCAAGAACAACCAACAGCCAGAGGAAAGCUGCGCAAGCAUUGUGUGAUAGAGCAGCAGCAGAGCUCAGACCCUCAGAAAGGAGCAGAUAGCCUGAGGAAAAGUGCAAAGAAAAAAUGGAAAAAAAAUGAGCAAGACUCAGGUACACAGGCUGUGAAGAGUUGUAAGGCAAAUCUAACUAACUCAGAAGAUCCCAAUGAGAAGGAACCUCGCUACUCUGAAUCUCCUGCAGCUGUUGCUUUAGGUGGGACUCAAAACAAGAGUUUUCGUUGUCAUCCUGAAGCAAAAAGGUCUGUUGCACAGCUUAAAAAAAGGAAAGCCAGAAUUGAUCAUAUCGCGUGCAUAUCGAGUGUAGCUGCAGCAGAAAAAGUGAUAAAUAAAUCUGCAGAACGUGUUGCUGACCAUUGCAGAAACACCCUAAAGCAUUGCAACAGCUUGCUCUGCAUAACAAGGAAGAAUCCAGUUGUGAGAUUAGAGGUUUGUAGUUACAUCAAUACAUUUGUGAAAUCAUUUCUUGGUGGAACUGUCAGCACUUUUGAUUUAAGUAAAUUCUUCCAUUUAGCCCAGCGUAAGAGAAAAGCUGCUUGUCCUGACAGAACAGUAGAACAGAGUGAAGUGAAUUGCAGCACUAACACAAUGCAAAAAGAAAGCUCACCCAUAAAAAGUAGUUCGUUGUUUAAUGAAGAAGUAAAACCUCAACAUAAAGAAGGGCAUCUUCCAUGCCGUCAGAGUCAAAGCAGUAAGUUUUUGAGUGAAAAAAAAACGAAUGUUGGUAGAAAGCGUGCAAAAAAGAUGAAAAUCAGUGAGAUGUCAGCUGUGCAGAAUGUUUUCACAAAUGUGCCUGAUGAAUGCACCAAGUGUGAAUUAAAGGCAGACGUUGCCACGUCAGGCUCCUCUGCUGUCUUAGGACAAAACCGUAAAGAAAUGACUCUGUCAGAUUCAUGGGAUUGUACAGCAGAUCUUCAUACAGGAAACAAUACUCGUGAAGCACAAGAGGCAUCAGUACAGGGAAAGAACAGUACCAAAUCACUUGCAUUUGAAGGUGGCUUGAAGAAGACAUCCAGGCUCUCUGUAGUAGCAGAAGGAGAAGCUUCAAGCUGUGAGGCAGCACAGCAGCACUCUGCUACCUCAGGUAGUCUGAGGGCACUAACUCAGGCCCCUGGUGUUUCUAAUUGUCUAAAAAGCAUGACAGAUGGAAAAGUGAAUAAAGCUAAUAAGAAACUGUGUCAGUUUACCUGUCAAAGAACACUGCCUAUGACUGGUAAAAAUGUUUGGCCUCGUGAAUCUUGUGCCAGGACUUCUGAAUGGGUUCCCAAAAAUCACUGGUCCAUCUCAGAAGGAAACAGACUUCUAAGUCCAGUCUUUGAGGGAUCCUCUGAUCCAAGCAGCAUCAAAGCUGUAGGAAACAGUGCUGUGACAGAAAAUUCGAGGCAGUUGGAUUUGUGUACAUCACUGGCAGAAGUUAAGGAAUGUGCACAUGAAGCAGUAGACCUAAAUGCCAAAUGCCCGACUUCGGUUGAAACCCCAGAAUCCUCUGCUAUGGAUAUUGAUGAGAGUUGUGGAAUGAGCAAUAAAAACGUGGAAUCACCAGUUGAUAUGGUUAGAAGUGCUCUGGCUUUUAACCCUGAUGAUAUGCAAGAAGUUAAAGCGACCUCAAAUCUUACAGCAAAACCAAAAAAUAAAAACAAAGGAGUUGUAACAAAGAAAAGUCCGUCUGUGACAGUCCAGAAUAAUCCAUCUACAAGUAACAAAAGCAGAAUAAACUUCAGCCCUAAGGCACCGGUUGUGAACCAGGCGCUUCCUGACGUAAAACUAGUGAAAGCAUUGAACACCAGAAACCUGACAAAUUUCAAAAUUCCCUUACGCAGAAACAAACCCGAAUCCAGGAAAUCGGAAUGUGUCAGUUCAUCAGGAAGAAAAGCCUGUAGCCCACUAGAGCUCCUUGACAGCUCUGAUGGUUCACAAAGGCAGAAAACAGAUGAGGAGACUUCGGUAAAUUCUGAACAGCAGCCUCUUCCUGUGGCUAGUGAUGCUGCAUCUACAGCUUCCAUGAAGAAAAAUGCUGGUAAGGUCAACAGUAAGGACUUGCAUCACGAUGGCUCUGAAACCCUUUCAAAGGAGAUGCCCCCGCUCCCUGAACACGCCUCCUCAUAUCCGUGUCCUGCUCUUGAGAGGCAGCAGGAGUCAUCUCCACGUGGCUCCAGUGCUACUGACUGUGGGUGGAAGACGAAUUUUCCAGAGCGUUCAGGGAAUGCAGUUGACCCUCCUGCUGCAUUAGAAAUCCGUGAUGGUGGCAAAUCAGGAGUGAAUUGUUCAAAGCCCAGAAGUGAUUUUUUUCCAGAUGUUCUGGAAGCUUACAAAGAAGAUGUUCUUGUCAUUGAUGUGAUUCAGGACGACCCUGAUCUUUUUGGAGCCAGUGACGAAGAAGAGUUUGCACUCACAGCCUGUGAAAAUUGGCCCGCGAAGGCAUCCUGUGGUAGCAUCUUCAUUAAAGAAGAGAAGCAGAAUAAUAAGCCUGAGUAUGCUGUGAUUUCAGAAAAUAGAGGUUCAGUAAAUGCUAAUUUUAGAGACCUUACCGUACAGGAAUCUGGGAUGUUGAAUCAUGCUGGAAAUUCACAGGAUUUGGCAAUAAAAGCUACAGAUAUUAAAACCCAUAAUUCAUCCAGUAGAAACAGUCCUUUGCGAGGUGUUACAGAGGGCUCUUUUGAAGAUGGCCAACUGAGAAAGCAAGAUGGAUUUCUAAAGAGUUUUGAAAUUAAUGAAAAGUUCAGGUUUGAAGAUGGAGUGGCUGCUCUUGAACCAGAAGAAAAAGGUGAAGCAGAAAAAAGUGACUGUAAAUACACAGACCUUAUGAACUGUGAGCUGCUCUCAAGAUCUCCACUGCAUGAACCGAAAAUAGAUGUCCUCGAUGAAAGUACAGUGCUGAAACCCAGGAAGAAUGGAAAAGACCUUUCACUGCCAUUGCUAAACAAUGGAGAUUCUGAGCCAUGGACAACAGACAGAAAUGCAAAAGCUUCUCAUUCAGUCCAGCAGAUCCUGGAGAUGAUUGAUAUGCCCCGUAAAUAUUGCAGAUAUUAUUUCAUGAGUUUGCGUGGCUGUGAAAGGGCAAAAUGUUGGUUUCGGCACGUUCCUGAACAAAGACAUGAAAAGAUUUGCAUGGCAAUACUUAAGACAUACAUUAGUAUCAAUGAAUCAGGCCUUCUAAAACGUGCAGUCCAAAUAUUUGUCAGGUAUUACAGAGAAGUUACUCCUGGUGAGGAUUUUGAUUUUCAAGUGCUGAAUGAUCUUCUUAUUUGUUUGCUCAAGAACUGUUUGUUGCAAGAAGUGUUUCAGAUACUGCGGGUAGCUGUACAGAUUAAUAUACUGCCAGCUGUGGAUGUUCUUCUGAAAGUUUUCGAGCACGUGGCUUCUUUGAAUAUAAGAAAUGCUGUGCCUACUUUAAUCAGUACCUUUCGUAAGCUCGUUGAUGCUGGUAUGUUUCUUGAGUUUGAACAUUUUAAUUACAUUACUAAACUCCUUCAACAAUUGCAAGUUUCCAGCCAGGAAAUAAAUGUUGUUUUGAAUAUAAAAUCCAGAUAUCAGGAAAGACAUUUUAAAAACAGCUGGCUCUUUGACUUCAAUUUGAUAAUGGCUGAAAUUCAGCAUUGCAAGGAAAAAAACGAUUGGAGUAAGAUGGGAACUUUGUAUGUUAAUGCAAGAACUGGAUGUGAACAUUUUGAUGAUCUUCAGAAAUUGUCUUUAUGUAUUACUGAAAUACUAACAAGAGAUUCUGAGAAAGACAGACCAGGAGUUCCUUUUUGCGAUUUUGCUGAUGCAGUAAUAACAAACCCGACGUGUAAUGAAGCAGACAGGGUUUUCAUUGGAAGGACUGGGAUAAGCAUGAUGAAUUCUUAUCGCAAAGUGCUACAGUGGAGAAAGGGAAGGAAGGUUUUGGAUAAAUUGCAUGAGCUACAGAUAAAUUUUACAGUCUUGAAGGGACUUAUGGGUGCAGAGAACUUAGCAUCAAGAUGCCAAAUUGUUAAUAAUGCUGCAGAAAUUUUUCUUAAAACUGGAAGUUUGGAUGGAGCGACAUGGGUAUUGAGAGAGUCAGAAUGGACCACAAAUACACCACUGUGGCCCUGUGAUGAAGAGGACAUCCUCAAUAGGCAUAAUCUGUUAUAUUCACUAGUGCACAACUACAUGAGGCAGAGUUUAUACAGACAGGCACUGGAAGUUCUGCAGAAUUUACCAGGUUUCCAAAAUAGUACUGAUACUGUUGAUGUUUCUCAGUAUGGCUGCAUUUUUAACCUGCUGAUAAAAGCCUGUUUUGAGAGCAAGAACCUUGGGGUCUCGUCUUCUGCAGUAGACUUCAUGCUUUCAAAAAAUAUAGCUGUUGAUUUUUUUUUACUGAGGGGAUUAAUCACAGGUUUGGGAAGAAGUUGUUUGUGGAGUAAAGCUAGAACCUACUACAAAACUGCUUUGUCACUGGGUUGCUACCCGCCACUAGAGGGAAAUUUACAUCACAAAAUCUUGCCAAUUCCUUUUUACGUGUCUGAGAUUGAGAUGCUGUUGGCCAUUGAAUUAUUCCUCGUUUCAAAUGCCAGCGAUAUUCAAAGUCCAGGGGCUACUACUCAGUCUCUUCAAAUAAUACUGAAAAGAUGUGAAGACCAGACAGUUCAGAAUAACAGUGACUAUCAAGCAGGAAUGGAGAGACUUAGCCUGGCUGCUCAUGUGUCUGAUCCAAGGCUUUUUCUUAAGCGUAUGACAGUGAAUGUUAAUAUGGAAGAAGUUUACAGCUUGGAGCAUACAUCUGCUCUAAAGUGGCUUCAGGAGAAUAUGAAAUGGGCUGGAAAGGUCUGGCUGUUUCAGUAGUCAUUAAUUAAUAAAUAAAAAUAAAGACUUUGGGGGAGGGAGUUCAGUGGUUUAAGCGAUCAUUGUUAAAACUAAUAAAAAUUACUAAAGGUAUUUGCCACUGUGUUCAGCCUUACUAACUUAGAGCAGGGCUUCAAAACUCAAGUUGUAUUUUUAUGUAUUUAAUAUCGAUGAUGAUGCAGAUAGUAGGACGAAAAGAGCAUUUUACACACAGUAAAAAGCAGUGAGAAUAAAAUACCUUCAAAAUCAUUUCCCACAUGAGAUGUGCCUGACUUAGGAUACCUUUCCUUCACAGAACUGAGAGUCUACACAAGUCGCUCACAGCUGAAGGUUUGGCUGUGUCUAGAUAACUGCCUGUAUAUGGCUUCCCAUUUGUGUAUCUGUGCAUUUUCACUGAAAAGGAAAACUUUCUCUCUCCCUUGAUGGUGCUUUUAGAGAAAAGUGUUUUCUGCCUUCACAUCUGAUAAUUGACUUUACCGUUUUAAGUUUUUUGCCAACUGUAUGAUGAGCUGGAGGCUUGUAGCAAGCUGCUUGUAGCAUUCCUAUUUCUUCAGGAAUUCUUCCAUCUGAUACCACUGCUCAUCCAGUCUGUCUUAGAGGAGGCUACUGGAGGAAGGAAGAUUCGAGUCUGAUGACCUCUGAGAUCACUGUCCCACCUGUACAGAAAAAUACAGGGAUAGAAGCUCUUAUGUUUUUGCAGCUUAUCGUUCUUCUGUCGGGAUCUCACCUGCUUUCCUCAUAAAAACUAGCAGAUUCGGUAGUAACAAUCAGAUGGUAUUUCUUUAAAAUCCGUGUCCUUGAGAAACAAUUGGCACUAGUUCUGACAGAGCUUGGGUUCUACCACUCGGUGUUCUCUGAGAUGGCUCUCCCAGUUGCAAGGCUACCCACUUAGUCAAAUCCAGUAGCGUUCUGCUGCUUUGUUCCCUAGUAGCUGAGUGCUGGAUAUGAUGGAUAUGAGGUUUCAGAUGAGAAAUCUGAACUGACGUUCUGCCAGCCACUCCAGCAUUACAGGCAAGAGCAAUUUUGGAGAUUUCAACAAAUUAAAACUGGCAAUGUAGUCAACAGUAAGAAACUAAGUCAGUUUUGCUAAUUACUUCUUGUAAGAUCCUUUGUAGCUUAAUCUUCCUUGGAAUUAGUCGGAAGCUAUCUGAACUUCAGCUAAAUCCCACAUUUCUGUAAGCAGUACCAGAUGUGGCUAAUACUGUGUUUGAGAGAUGCAGGAGGACAAAAUUCUCUCAGUAAUCCUUAUGGCUUCAAAGUUUGGGAUGUUCUAGGGACAGCAUUAUUUUUCCAUUAUAAGUAACCUUGAAUUUUUGCUUAGAUCAGCCCCAGAAAAAAAAAUACCCAAAUGUUGAUUUAUUCUUCAGAGAUUAGCCAUCGACUUUCCAGGUUAGCUUGGAACUGUGGAAAGUUUGUGCAAUGUUUUGGCUCCAUCCCCUGAGUACCAUCUUCAGCUGAUGUGAUGCAAUCUCAGUCAUAUUUUAUAUCAACAGGCAAAGCAGCCUCCCCGCAUCACUGCUAAGAAGUUCUGUUAAAACUGGUGGGUGCAUCAGGAUCCAGCUGUUUCUCCCUAUCACCAUGAUACACCAGAAGGCAAUUUAAAUAGUUUUACUGUUAAGUCUUGUAUCUCACA